GUGGAGUUCGACUGUAUCAACCCCAAAAAACAGAAGAAGAAGAAAAACUACAAGAACUCAGGAGUUAUUAUUGUCAAGUCCUGUAAGAUUGCACACGACUACACGUUUCUGGAUUACAUCCUGGGAGGCUGCCAGCUCAUGUUUACGGUCGGUAUCGACUUCACGGCGUCUAACGGGAACCCUCGAGAGCCGUCCUCCCUCCACUACAUCAACCCUCUGGGCAGCAACGAGUACCUGUCGGCCAUCUUGGCUGUGGGUCAGAUCAUACAGGACUACGACACUGACAAAAUGUUUCCUGCUCUCGGAUUCGGAGCUCAACUCCCACCAGACUGGAAGGUGUGGAGGGCAUCGCCCAGGCGUACUCCGCCUGCCUGCCUCACAUCCGCUUCUACGGACCGACAAACUUUGCUCCCAUCAUCAACCACGUCGCUCGCUUCGCCGCCCAGGCCCUGCAGCAGGAGAAGGCAGCGGCGCCGAAGGAGACCCUUGCCAAGUCGGUUCUGGCUGAGCUGCCCCAGCAGGUCACUCAGUACUUCAAACAGAGGAAUCUACCGCCCAGCAACUCGGCGCCGGAGUGAGCCGCUCCCAUCACCCAGAACCCACCGGCUGUACAUUCGCUUGCCUAAACCCCCGAGAUCUUUUAGCCAAUGGCAGCGGGAGAAAAGUCAAAUGUGAGUGUUCUGAUUGGCUGACGCUGUAUUUACAUCUGAUUGGUCAGAAACGAUGCGAUGACGCUGCUUCAGGGGGUCGUUGUGUUUUUGUUUGUUUAUUUAUUUAGUGUGUUGCUGUGCCACGUGAUCGGAUCUCUCUGGUGUAAAGUGUUUAUUUAUUUAUUUUUUACUUGAACCGUAUCAGUGGUUGAAUUUUCUCCAGUUUUUGUACGAAGCUUUCUGGCUGUGAGGCGAACAGAGUCUGCAGCAGCUCGUCAGGCUCAUCAACAGGAAGUCAAAAUCAUCGUAUUUCUCAUGGACUGAGUUGAUCCUGCAUGUUGUCAGUAUUUACUCUGUUUACAGAUGCUGAUCAUCUCAGACGCAUGUUUUUUUAAUUUAUUUAUUUUGUAAAAAAAAAAAAAAACAAACAAACCUGGAUGUAAAUAAUGAGACCCUCCAAAAUAAAAGCUUAGGAAGAGAUGAAGUUUGAGUGGAGGUGCAGAAGUUUCAGAUUGCUGAAUGUAAAUUUCAUCAUGCUGUUUCUGUUCGUUUCAUGUUGUGUUCAUGCAGUGCUGGGUUGUGUGAAUAAACUACAGUGUGUGACGCUAA
Molecule: messenger RNA, 1259 nt
Organism: Austrofundulus limnaeus
Lineage: Eukaryota; Metazoa; Chordata; Actinopteri; Cyprinodontiformes; Rivulidae
Product: copine-2
Biological process (GO): cellular response to calcium ion
Cellular component (GO): plasma membrane
Molecular function (GO): calcium-dependent phospholipid binding
Source: RefSeq, a predicted model, not a curated record